GUUUGCUUCAUUUGUUUCUGUCUGACAUAACUACAAUGUCUACAUUUAUACUGAUCGUCAGAAACGGUUAAAUAUUUUUUACUUUUUAUACGAAAUAUCUCGAAAUAAAAACGACUCGAUCGAAUAAUGAACGUUAUCGAAGAUAACUCGGUGCCCGGUGACGAAAAUUGUGUCAAAAAUGACACUAGCCCGGCCGAAAAUCACCGUGAAGUAACCCAAAAUCACAGCGUUGCCGCGUCUACCGAUUCGGAAGUGACGAGGGAGACAAGCAAAAACGUGAGACAUGAAGAAUUGUUGAAAAAUAAUGCAACGCCACAAACCUUUAACAAUAAUGGAAAAGGGUCAGUGGAUGAUAUGGCGGUGCCUGUUAAAGUGGAACGGAAAAAGAAGAAGGAUUUGAGGAGAUGUCAUACUACUUUGUCCGGUAUGGAAACCAGAAGUAGAGGCAAAAUGUUUAGUUGGUUAAACAGAGUACACGAGACCAGGGCCCAAUGCUUCGAGAACGUUGUCGACGGGCUGAAAAGCAUCUACAAGAACAAGAUGUUGCCGCUGGAGCAGCACUAUCUCUUCCACGAGUUCCAUUCGCCGCCAUUGAACGACGCCGAUUUCGACGCCAAGCCAAUGAUACUGUUGGUCGGUCAGUACAGUACCGGGAAGACUACUUUUAUCAGGUACUUGUUGGAGAGGGACUUCCCUGGGAUGAGGAUAGGACCGGAACCUACUACUGACAGAUUCAUAGCUGUGAUGUACUCAGAAAACGAAGGCGUCAUCCCUGGAAAUGCUCUUGUCGUAGAUCCAAAAAAGCAAUUUCGACCUUUGUCUUGUUUCGGUAAUGCUUUUCUCAAUCGGUUCCAGUGCUCUCUAGUCAAAUCUACGGUUUUGAAAGGAAUGUCAAUUAUUGAUACACCCGGUAUACUUUCAGGUGAAAAACAAAGAAUAGAUCGUGGCUACGACUUCACAGGCGUUCUAGAAUGGUUCGCAGAACGAGUAGAUAGAAUCAUCCUUCUAUUCGACGCUCACAAACUGGACAUCUCCGAUGAAUUCCGCCGAUCCAUCGAAGCUCUUCGAGGCCACGACGAUAAGAUCCGGAUAGUCCUCAACAAGGCCGAUAUGAUCGACCACCAGCAGCUGAUGAGAGUCUACGGCGCCCUCAUGUGGUCGUUGGGGAAGGUGCUACAAACUCCGGAAGUCGUUAGGGUGUAUAUAGGUUCGUUUUGGGACGAACCUCUGAGGUACGACGUGAACAGAAGGUUAUUCGAUGAUGAAACCCAAGAUCUCUUCGGCGAUCUACAAAGUUUACCAAAAAAUUCUGCUUUAAGGAAAUUGAACGAUCUCAUUAAGCGCGCUAGGCUAGCCAAAGUGCACGCCUUCAUCAUUUCCGAGAUCAAAAAAGAAAUGCCUGUAUUUGGAAAAGACCACAAAAAAAAGGACGUCAUCAGGAACCUGCAACUGGUCUACGAAAAAAUCCAGAAAGAGCAUCAAAUAUCCAUCGGUGAUUUUCCAGAAAUCAACAAAAUGCAGGAGCAUCUAUCCAAGCAGGACUUCAACAAGUUCCAUUCUUUGAAACCGAAAUUGUUAGAAGUUGUAGACGAGAUGCUGUGCCACGACAUUUCCCUUCUGAUGGCGAUGAUCCCACACGACUGUUCCCCAAACAGUCUGAACGAAGUAAAAGGCGGUGCUUUUACUAACGUGGAAGAUAAAAUUACCCCGUUUGGCUACAGGAGUGGGGAAGGCUGCAAUGCAGGCUUUGGUGAAUCCGAAUGGAUUGUAAACAAAGAAAGAGCUACAUACGACACACUCUUCGAUUCUCUAGGACCCGUGCAAGGGCGGCUGUCCGGAGCCACUGUCAAAGAGGAGUUGGUAAAGAGCAAGCUACCCAACGCUGUCUUGGGGAAGAUUUGGAAGCUUUCUGAUGUGGAUAGAGAUGGGUAUUUGGACAAAGACGAGUUCGCUUUAGCGAUGCAUCUGAUCAGCGUCAAACUUAAGGGGAACGAGAUACCUUUUCAGCUGCCCGACCAUCUAAUUCCACCGAAGAAGAAGGAGAAGCAUACUUGUUGAUAGCGUUCUAGAGCAAGUAAAAUGUCCUGUGAAGUAUGUAUGUAUCUAAUUUGUUUUUUAGAAUGCUGUGGCUCUGUAUGAGGAGUAAUAAGGUAGUGAGUCAAUUUUUCAUAAUAUAUUAAUCCUAUUAGGGUGCUGUUUUAUUUUAAGAUGGAUAUUUUCCUCUAAAAUUAUAAAUCUUAGGUAUAAUACAGUAUAAAGAUAAUAAAAUUAACAUUAUUUCCAUAGUUAUAAUUGACUUUGCAACCUUAUUACUACUUAUACAAAGGUAGUGAUUAUAAAUCUGUAAAAUAGAUGAAAAUAACAAUAUAUUUAUAAAUAAAUAUACUCCAAGCUGGCAAACUUGUAUAAUAUGAUUAUUAAAAAAGUAAUAGUCUAAUU
Psylliodes chrysocephalus is the source of this 2439-nucleotide messenger RNA. The record is from the annotation of a GenBank genome assembly. Lineage: Eukaryota; Metazoa; Arthropoda; Insecta; Coleoptera; Chrysomelidae.